Messenger RNA from Symbiodinium sp. CCMP2456, 1296 nucleotides. NCBI's taxonomy places the organism in Eukaryota, Dinophyceae, Suessiales, Symbiodiniaceae. The record is from the annotation of a GenBank genome assembly.
AUGCCGGCAGCCUCGCCAGGCACUCUUUCUGCCAGAUGGUGCAAAACGCCAACGCCGCGGAGUGUCCCAUCUGCAAACGUCUCAGGGGCCCUUUCCUGUGUGACCACCUGCAGCGGCAGCUCUUGCGAGGGACGCAUGGCGGUGCCCACCGGCGUCCGCGUUGCUGUGCGCAUCAGGCCGCUCCUGGCACGGGAGGCGGGACAGCGCCAGGGCGUUCGCAGCUAUCCCUCGCAGAGCAAGAUUGUCCUAACUGGCUUGGAUCGUGGCCAGGAGAAAUGCUUCAUAGUAGAUUCGAUCCUGGACAGCCGGCCGCGGAUGGAGAGGAGCAGCGGUGGUCAAACAGGCAGCAGUACGACUUCUAGGGAAAGCUUCCCGAUGGAUGGCUCGCAAGAGGCUGUCUACGAGGCUGUUGGAGCAGAGAUUGUGCGAAAAGCCGUCGAAGGCUACAAUGCCUGCAUGCUGGCCUAUGGCCACACAGGGUCUGGCAAGACCUACACCGUGAUGGGCUCUGAGUUUACCAGAGAUCUGGAGCCAGAUGACCUGUCUCCGCUCCAAUGCGAUGCCAAGCCAGUCAAAGGAACCGGCACGCCUCGCACUUCUGUUCGGGAGAAGGUCAGCGCUUCGCCACUUGAGAAGGGGCCCGCAGACAGCAGCUUUGACAUGGAUGUGGGCUUCGGCUCCGGCCUGGUUCCGCGAACUCUGGAAGCGAUCUUCAACGCGCUGAGCGAGGAGCCCGAUACGGUUUGUGUUGCCUCUUUCUACGAGAUCCACAACGAGCGGAUCCGAGAUCUCCUCGCACCUGCGACGCCGAAAGAAGCACCUGCUUGGCAGGAUGGAGGCAGCGGCGGACAGCCGCGAAACGGCCGCGUGCAUGGCAAGACAACAGUGCAUUUUCAUCCUCGUUUCGGGGCUUUCGUGGCGGGUGUCGAGGAAGUACCGUGUGACGAUGUGCAAGAGGCGCUUCGUCUCGUCAGCUUCGGAUUGCAGGUCAGAACAACUGCCGCCACCAUGCUGAACGAUCGUUCGUCUAGGUCACAUGCAAUUUUUUCUCUGCGAAUGGAGCGGUCUACAUCCAGCAACAGUAUCAUGCUGGUGGAUCUGGCUGGCCGUGAGCAGGAACGGCUCUCCAUGUGUCGCACAGAGCGGUUCAAGGAGUUGACGCUGAUCAAUCGGUCACUGUUCCACUUGGCCCAUUGCGUCCGGGAACUGGCGGCAUCUCAGGUCGGCGCUGGAACUGCCAACAGCGCGCAGCAGCACGGCCGCUUGGCAUGCAAAGGCUUUCUUUUAUGUUGGUAA